CAGAGCAUGGGCGGGGGCGGGAGAGGAGGCAGGGCUCGCACUCAAAGAAAGCACUUCCAGCAGAGCAGAGAGAACGUCUGGAAGCAUCCAAAACCUCCUCCUUCUUCCCAGAAUGGACACGAUAAUGCUACUUGGACGCCAUUUGCCACUCAGAAUUCUGCUUUUGAUGAGUAUUACAAGGAGCAAAGGAUAGUGGCCUCUGAAGAGUGGGACACUUUCGUGGAAGUUCUCAGAACUCCAUUGCCUGCAACCUUCCGAAUCAACUCGAGUAGCCAAUUUUCUGCGGACAUUCGGUCACAGCUGGAGAAUGAUUUCUUGCAAUCUCUUCAAGCCGAGGUUGUUGAAGGCGGCGAGACAGAGGCUAUUAGACCAUUGUUGUGGUACCCUGAAAAUCUUGCGUGGCAUACAAAUUUUUCCCGGAUGCAGUUGAGGAAGAACCAAACACUUGAGAGGUUCCAUGAAUUCUUAAAGCUAGAAAAUGAAAUUGGAAAUAUUACAAGACAAGAAGCUGUCAGCAUGGUGGGCCUGUUUAUAUACUGUACCCCCCCUGUUUUUGGAUGUACAUCCAAGUCAUUUUGUACUCGACAUGUGUGCUGCGCCAGGCUCAAAAACAUUUCAACUGCUUGAGAUUAUAUACAAAUCAUGUAAAGCGGGAUCACUGCCUGAUGGAAUGGUAAUGGCGAAUGAUCUUGAUGUCCAAAGGUGUAACCUUCUCAUCCACCAAACAAAACGAAUGUGUACAGCCAACCUAAUUGUCACCAAUCAUGAAGCUCAGCACUUCCCAGGAUGCCGUUUAAACAGAAAUCAUGAAACCAUAAGUUCAGAUCAGCAUAUUAGCCAACUUUUAUUUGAUCGUGUUUUGUGUGAUGUCCCAUGUAGUGGAGAUGGUACCCUUCGCAAGGCACCUGAUCUUUGGAGGAAAUGGAGCACAGGAAUGGGCCAUGGGCUUCAUAGCCUACAAGUUCUAAUAGCUAUGCGAGGUGCAUCUCUGCUUAAAGUUGGUGGAAGAAUGGUUUAUUCAACCUGCUCAAUGAACCCUAUAGAGAAUGAAGCUGUGGUUGCGGAGAUUCUGCGGAGGUGUGGAGGGUCUGUUGAACUUGUUGAUGUGUCUCAUGAGCUUCCACAACUUAUUCGCCGGCCAGGUCUCAAGAGAUGGAAGGUACUUGACAAGGGUAUGUGGCUGGGGUCUUACAAAGAUGUUCCCAACUCACGCAGAAGUGUAAUUCAUCACAGCAUGUUUCCUUCUGGCAGAAGCUUUCAGGAUCUUUUUGAUAGCAAUCAUAAUGUAGACAUGCAAAAUGAUAUUAAUGAUGGUGAUAAUGGAGAUUCUGAAGAUAGUGUUCAGACAAUGGAGAAUUCUACGACAAAUGAUUUUACUGAGGAAGUUUCUAAUUUCCCUCUAGAGCGUUGUGUGAGGAUUGUGCCUCAUGACCAAAACUCUGGAGCCUUCUUUAUUGCUGUACUUCAAAAAGUUUCUCCUCUGCCAGCAAUUCAGGAAAAACCUAAAAGAGGAAUCGCUAAGAAGCAUGUAAAACCAGCAAACCCGGAUAUUGAGGAUAAGGAGGUGUUGCAGGUUGAUUUAUUAGAAAAUACAUCUAAGGAAGUUUUGGAAGCGGUUUCAGUGGCUGAUGUAAGUGAAAUUGAAUCCAACAUCAUGGACUUGGAAGUUAGGUCUUCUGUUUCACAUGAAGAAUGGAAUUCAGGGGAAGAAGCCCGAGAGCCUGAAAAUGCAGAAAGCAUAGCAAGGGUGGCUCAGGGAAAAAGAAAGCUGCAGAUUCAGGGCAGGUGGAGAGGCGUGGACCCUGUUAUCUUCUUCAAAGAUGAUGUUAUUAUUAACAGCAUAAAGGCAUUCUACGGUAUUGAUAAGCAGUUUCCAUUCAAUGGUCACCUGAUUUCGAGAAACAGUGAUCCAAACCAUGUGAAAAGGAUUUACUAUGUCUCCAAAUCAGUCAAGGAUGUUCUCGAACUAAAUUUCUCCGUUGGGCAGCAGCUAAAAAUUGCAUCGAUUGGUCUGAAGAUGUUUGAAAGACAAUCAUCACGGGAAGGUAGCUCUGCACCAUGUUCUUUCCGGAUAUCAUCUGAAGGGCUGCCCGUUAUUCUCCCAUAUAUCACCAAGCAGAUUAUACAUGCAUCUCCUGUAGACUUCAAGCGUCUUCUGCAGAAUAAAGCUGUAAGAUUUGCAGAUUUUGUUGAUGCCGAGUUUGGUGAAAAGGCUGCAAACCUUAUGCUAGGAUGUUGCGUGGUGGUUCUGGGUAAAGGAAACAUAGCUGAUUCGGAGUCCUUCCAGGUGGAUGAGUCCACCAUAGCCAUUGGAUGCUGGAAGGGCAGGGCCAGUCUGACAGUGAUGGUUACUGCAACCGAUUGCCAAGAACUGCUUGAGAGGCUACUUGUACGUCUAGACUCAACAUGGCUCUUCUGUGCUCGUAGACAAGCAGUCCAAUAAUGGAGGCGAUGAAGGAGACGGCUUGAAAGGCAAAACUAUGACUAAUGGAAGUUCAUAGGUAAAGGAUAUGGGGAAAAAUUUAGGUCCAGUUUUUAUGAAUUUGUUAUUUAAGGUCUUUAUUUUUCAUUAGAAGUAGAACAAGUGAAGGAACAUUUUCUUCAGAAGAAUUAAUGAUGUGCCGCUACUCACUACGUUAUAGAAACUCUUCAUUUGCAUACUUCUAUUAGAAGAACCUUAUAACAAAUACUCAAGGGGUUUUGUCAAA
Neltuma alba is the source of this 2708-nucleotide messenger RNA. Its product is annotated as tRNA (cytosine(34)-C(5))-methyltransferase. Gene Ontology annotation, biological process: RNA methylation. The record is from RefSeq and is a predicted model, not a curated record. NCBI's taxonomy places the organism in Eukaryota, Viridiplantae, Streptophyta, Magnoliopsida, Fabales, Fabaceae. Gene Ontology annotation, molecular function: tRNA (cytidine-N5)-methyltransferase activity; RNA binding. The transcript is spliced from 15 exons. The coding region runs from base 479 to 2443 and encodes 654 amino acids.